Molecule: messenger RNA, 204 nt
Organism: Theileria orientalis strain Shintoku
Lineage: Eukaryota; Apicomplexa; Aconoidasida; Piroplasmida; Theileriidae
Exons: 2
Coding region: 1-204 (67 amino acids)
Source: RefSeq, a predicted model, not a curated record
AUGCCUACAAAAACACACGUCUAUGAAAACUCAUUGGUUUAUGUAAGCGCACCUGUGCGAGCUCUAAAAAACACACGCCUAUGUACAAAGAAUUAUGCGCAAACAGCUCUGAGAGCACAGAUACGGAAGUUUAUAAAGGAAUCUGACAACGAGAAUGUGAGCGUUGAGGCAAUCAUGGAAAAUAAAUAUAUCUGUAGCGAGUAG